CGGCAAAGACCAAUCGAAAGCGAGUAUGCAGUACGCAACAACUGCUAGUCAAUUUUUUUUAAUAUUUUAAUUAAUUAAUUAUCGAAAGUGGCAAAUGGGUUGUCUCUUCGAAGUCGUCGUCUUCGCUUAGGAAAGCUCUACUGUUGUUUCUCUUGGCUUUGAUUUGAAGAAAUCGAGGGUUUUUAGUUUUAAAAGUCUCAGCCUCAAAUAAAUUCAUUGAAAAGUCAAAACAUUUUUCCUUUGCCCUUUGUUAUAAUUAUAUAAUCUCUGUGCUUUCAAUUCUCUACAAUCAAGUUUUGUUUUGGGCCUGUGAGUUUUUACGUCGCCAUGGCUUCUCAGGCGCAUCUGGAGAAGAUGCAGGUCCGCCAGAACUACCGGAAUCUCUGGCACACUGAUCUCAUGCACGCCAUUCAAGCUGAUACUCCUUAUUGCUGCUUUUCAUUUUGGUGUGGGCCAUGUGUAUCAUACUUGCUCCGAAAGCGAGCUCUAUACAAUGACAUGUCAAGGUAUGUCUGUUGUGCUGGUUAUAUGCCUUGUAGCGGCAGGUGUGGUGAAAGCAAGUGCCCAGAAUUUUGCCUUGCCACAGAGGUAUUCUGCUGCUUUGGAAAUUCGGUGGCCUCUACCCGCUUUCUAUUGCAAGAUGAAUUCAACAUUCAGACCACACAAUGUGAUAAUUGCAUUAUUGGUUUUAUGUUCUGUCUCCAACAAAUUGCAUGUAUAUUCUCCAUUGUGGCAAUGAUUGUUGGGAGUGAUGAAAUUUCAGAGGCUUCUCAGUUACUUUCAUGUUUGGCUGAUAUGGUGUAUUGCACGGUUUGCGCCUGUAUGCAGACUCAACACAAGAUUGAAAUGGACAAACGAGAUGGCAAAUUCGGGCCACAAGUGAUGGCUGUGCCCCCUGUUCAGCAGAUGUCACGCAUUGAUCAGCCAGUUCCUCCCAAUGUUGGAUAUGGACAGCCCUACGGUUAUCCACAAGCUCAAGGCUAUCCUGCGGCAGGUUAUCCUCCGCCUGCCAAUUACCCACCGCCUGGUUACCCACCUUCUGGCUACCCACCUUCUGGCUAUUCCAGGUAGAUUGGUGACUUUAAUGAAUGUUGGUAUGCCGUUCCAAAGGAGUGUUACAGUGGUUAAUAUUGAUUUUGUGGUGAUAAACUCUAUUGUGAGUUGUGUCCAGUGUGGGAAAAAUAGCGGAGAUGGUUCUUUUGUUCUGUUUAUUUUAUACCAGUAAAAAUCUGUGCUCUUUGAAUUGUUCACUGUGCAUUAAAAAAAAAAACUAAAAAUUGAGACAAUUUUUUUUUUUCUCUUCCUCUUAAUAUUUUACCUUUGGUGCCAAUAUUGGUGUGCAUAAUGCAAAUUUUUGUUGUACAUUAAUUGCACUUAAUUAUUCAACAUCUUUAUCA
Jatropha curcas is the source of this 1397-nucleotide messenger RNA. RefSeq lists its product as uncharacterized. The record is from RefSeq and is a predicted model, not a curated record. NCBI's taxonomy places the organism in Eukaryota, Viridiplantae, Streptophyta, Magnoliopsida, Malpighiales, Euphorbiaceae.